Messenger RNA from Condylostylus longicornis, 4274 nucleotides. It is a transcript of the gene Mdr65, whose product is annotated as multidrug resistance protein homolog 65. The record is from RefSeq and is a predicted model, not a curated record. Gene Ontology annotation, molecular function: ATP binding; ATP hydrolysis activity; ABC-type transporter activity. Gene Ontology annotation, cellular component: membrane. Gene Ontology annotation, biological process: transmembrane transport. The transcript is spliced from 13 exons. NCBI's taxonomy places the organism in Eukaryota, Metazoa, Arthropoda, Insecta, Diptera, Dolichopodidae. The coding region runs from base 206 to 4102 and encodes 1298 amino acids.
UAUAUUUGUUUUAGAAGGGAAUUAUAAGAAAAAGAGAAAAAAAAUUUUUAAUUUCUAUUUUAUCACAGUAAUUGUCAUAAUAAUUUUAAUGUAAAUGAAAAAAUACUUAAGUCAUGGUUAUAUAAAAAUUAAAAACUGCAGUAAAGUAAAUAAAAUAAUUAAAGGAUUAAAAUAAUUUUUAAAUUUAAAUUAAAAUAAUUUGAAAAUGGCAACUCAAAUUGAUGAAAUGGAUGACAAUGCCGUUAAAGAAAAAAGAGCACCAGAAAUUGAACCAGUAAAAUUUUUUCAAUUAUUUCGUUUUAUAACACCAUGGGAAAUUUUUUUACUUUUUAUUGGUUUAAUAUUGGCCGUAAUAAAAGCAUUUGCUAUGCCGGCUGUUGUUAUUAUAUACAGUGAAUUUACUGCAAUGUUAGUUGAUCGAACAUACGGUAUUGGAACAAGUUCAAAAACAUAUCUUUUACCUUUAUUUAAUGGCGGCAGACAAUUAACUAAUGCAACACGUGAAGAAAAUUAUGAAGAAUUAUAUUAUGAUUCAAUGUCUUAUGGAGCUUUAUUAACAAUUGCAUCUGUAAUAUUAUUUAUAUGUGGAAUUUUCACAGUAGAUUUAUUCAAUUUGGUUGCUUUAAAACAAGUGACAAGAAUGAGAAUUGAAUUUUUUAAAGCAACAAUUCGUCAGGACAUUGGAUGGCAUGAUGUUACAAAUGAUCAAAAUUUUGGACUUAGAAUUACAGAUGAAAUUGAAAAAAUACGUGAUGGAAUAGCUGAGAAAGUUUCACAUUUUAUUAAUUUAAUUGCCGGAUUUGUAAUAACAGUAAUAAUAUCAUUUAUUUAUGGUUGGAAAUUAACUUUAGCUGUUAGUGUUUAUAUACCAAUUGUAAUGGUUACCAAUUAUUAUGUUGGAAUGAUUCAAAGUAAAUUAACAACAAGAGAAUUAGAAUCUUAUGCUAGCGCUGGGAGUUUAGUUGAAGAAGUACUUGCAGCAAUAAGAACUAUUGCUGCAUUUGGUGGUGAAAAAACUGAAGCAGAACGUUAUGAUAAAUUUUUAGUUCCGGCAAGAAAAGCUGCUGUUCGAAAAGGUGCUUUCACUGGUUUCAGUGAUGGUGUAUUAAAAAGUUUAUUAUUUAUAUCAUGUUCCGGUGCAUUUUGGUAUGGAGUGAAUUUAAUUUUAGCUGAUCGUGAUAAAGAAGAAAAAGAAUAUACACCGGCAAUAUUAAUGAUUGCAUUUUUUGGAAUUGUUGUUGGCGCUGAUAAUGUUGCAAGAUGUGCACCAUUUUUAGAAGCAUUUGCAAUUGCAAGAGGUGCAGCAUCAACAAUUUUCAAAACAAUUAAUAGUACAACAAAAAUAGAUCCGUUAUCAAAAGAUGGUCAUAUUUUAAAGGAUGGAUUAAAAGGAAAUGUAGAAUUUCAAGAUGUUUUCUUUACAUAUCCGUCCAGGCAAGAUGUAACAAUAUUAAGAGGUUUAAAUAUUAAAAUAGAAAGCGGAAAAACUGUUGCUUUAGUUGGCCAUUCUGGUUGUGGAAAAUCAACUUGUAUACAAUUGUUACAAAGAUUUUAUGAUCCAAUUUUCGGACAGAUUCUACUAGACGAUUUUGAUAUUCGAAAAUACAAUAUUAAAUGGUUAAGAACAAAUAUCGCUAUUGUAGGGCAAGAGCCAGUUCUAUUUCAGGGGACUAUUGGUGAGAAUAUUAGAUUUGGAAAACCAGAAGCAACACAAAAAGAAAUUGAGGAAGCUUCAAAAGCAGCUGGAUCUCAUGAUUUUAUUACAGAAUUUCCUGAUUGUUAUAAUACUUUUAUUGGAGAAAAAGGCGCUCAAUUAUCUGGUGGCCAAAAACAAAGAAUUGCUAUUGCAAGAGCUUUAGUACAAAAUCCAAAAAUUUUGUUAUUAGAUGAAGCUACCUCAGCUUUAGAUUAUCAGUCUGAAAAAUUAGUUCAAGAAGCAUUGGAUAGAGCGUCAAAAGGUCGAACUACAAUUGUUGUUUCGCAUAGGUUAUCAGCAAUUAAAAGUGCCGAUAAAAUCAUUUAUAUUGAUCAUGGAAAAGUUUUAGAAGAAGGAACACAUGAAGAAUUAAUGAAAUUAAAUGGCCGAUAUUAUCAAAUGGUUACAGCAUCUGAAUUAAAAUCUGAUGAAGAUAUUGAAGUAGUUACAAGAAAAAAAAGUUUGGCAAUGUAUGAGAAAUCAUUUGAGCUUGAUGUUCAUAAUUUGAAAUCAGAAUUAGGAGAAAAAAAUGCAACAACUUCUCGUUUGAACAGCAUUACUUCUGAAACACUAAAAAUGGCUAAUACAAAUGCGACUAAAGAUAAAACAUUACUUGAGAAUAGCGAUCAACAAAUUAAAUAUUGGCAAUCUUUUGUACGAAUUCUUAAAAUGAGUAAACCAGAAUGGGAUACCUUAAUUUGUGGAGUUUUUUUCUCUUCAAUAUUUGGUUUAACUUAUCCUGCUUUUGCAGUUGUUUUUGGAGAAUUCUAUGCAGCAUUAGCCGAAUCUGAAGAAAAUAAUGUUUUAGAGCGAACACGUAUUUUAUCAUUGGUUUGUCUAGGUAUUGGAGCAGCCACUGGUUUAAUUUGUUUCUUUCAAAUGUAUAUUUUUAAUAGCUCUGGUGCAUGGUUAACAACUAGAAUUAGAUCUAUAACAUUUCGUUCAAUUUUAAAACAAGAAAUCAGUUGGUUCGAUGAAGAACAAAACAGUGUUGGUGCAUUAUCGGCUAGAUUAGCUGGUGAUGCUGCCAAUAUACAAGGAGCUGUUGGUUAUCCAUUGAGUGGCAUAAUACAAUCAUUGUCAAAUUUUAUUUUCAGUACUUCAGUUGGUUUUUACUAUUCGUGGAAGUUGGCAUUAUUAUGUCUCUCAAUGGUACCUUUCAUUGUUGGUUCAGUUGUACUAGAAGCCAAGUUUAUUGCAAAAACAAUGAUGGAAGAAAAAGAAAUUUUAGAAGAUGCUAGUCGUAUUGCAACAGAAGCAAUUACAUACAUUCGAACUGUAGCUGGACUACGACGAGAACAAGCCAUUAUUGAUCAGUAUACUGUCAGUGUAUUAAAAGUUGAAGCUUUAUUACAGAAAAAAUUAAGAUAUAGGGGUCUAGUAAAUUCUUGUGGCCAGUCAUUGAUGUUCUUUGGUUAUGCCAUUGCAUUAUGUUACGGAGGUGUUCUGGUUUCAUGGGGAUUAGUUCCGUUUCAGGAUAUAAUUAAAGUUUCUGAAACCUUACUUUAUGGUGCUAUGAUGUUGGCACAAUCAUUAGCUUUUACACCAGCUUUUUCAGCUGCUCUAUUAGCUGGUCAUCGUUUGUUCCAAAUAAUUGAUAGAGAACCUCGCAUUAAAUCUCCACCACCAGCCGAUAAAAAUAAAACAGUUAUGAAUCAAUUCAUGGGAGUUAAAUAUCAAGAUAUUGAAUUUAGAUAUCCAACCAGACCAAAUAUACCAGUAUUACAGGGAUUAGAUUUAGAUAUAUUACAUGGUAAAACAGUUGCUUUGGUAGGACAUUCGGGUUGUGGAAAAUCUACAUGUAUUCAGUUACUUCAAAGAUUUUAUGAUCCAGAUAAAGGAAGAAUAUUUAUUGAACAAGGAAAUAUCAAAAGUGAUUUAUCAAUAGAAAAUUUACGUUCUAAGCUUGGUAUAGUGUCACAAGAACCAGUUUUGUUUGAAAGGACAAUUGCUGAAAAUAUUGCAUAUGGUGAUAAUACUAGAGAAGUAACAAUGAUUGAAAUUAUAGAUGCUGCUAAACAAGCAAAUGCGCAUAAUUUUAUUUUAUCAUUGCCAAAUGGAUAUGAGACAAGAUUAGGCUCAAGAGGUACACAACUUUCUGGUGGACAAAAACAACGUAUAGCUAUUGCUAGGGCAUUAGUUAGAAAUCCAAAAAUUUUAUUAUUAGAUGAAGCAACUUCAGCUUUAGAUUUACAAAGUGAAAAGCUUGUUCAAUCCGCUUUAGAUGCAGCAUGUUCUGGUAGAACAAGCAUUGUUAUCGCACAUCGUUUGUCUACUGUACAAAAUGCUGAUGUUAUAUGCGUCUUUGAAGACGGAAAAAUUGUUGAAAUGGGUAAUCAUCAAAAAUUAAUGUCUAAAGCUGGCAUUUAUUAUCAAUUAUAUAAAACUCAACCAGCUUUGAAUUAAAUUUUUCUUUUUCGAAUUCAUUUUUUAUCUGAACAAUUUGUAGUUUUAAGUUGAUUUGAAUCAAGUAUUUUGCCAUAUUUUAUAUAUUAUUUUUACAUAUUAAAAUUUGUUAGAUCUACAGUAUUAUUUUUAUUUUUUAUUAAAUAAAAUUUUUUCUUAUUUAUGCUUUUAA